Photinus pyralis (common eastern firefly) is the source of this 1522-nucleotide messenger RNA. RefSeq names its product alpha-tocopherol transfer protein-like. Bases 501 to 1286 code for a protein of 261 amino acids. The transcript has 5 exons. Gene Ontology annotation, cellular component: membrane. Gene Ontology annotation, molecular function: phosphatidylinositol bisphosphate binding. The record is from RefSeq and is a predicted model, not a curated record. NCBI's taxonomy places the organism in Eukaryota, Metazoa, Arthropoda, Insecta, Coleoptera, Lampyridae.
UCAAUGAGUUGCUAGGGGUGGUUUUAUAUAAGGGAUAACCACAAAAAAAUUGAACCAUAAAAUAAUAUAUGGUUGAAGACGAGGAGUCACUAGGCUCAGAGGUGCAAAAGUUAUGCCUGGUGUAGUAGAAGUAGGUAAAACGAAAAGAAAUUGAAUCACAGUAUUUAGUACGAAGUGCGUACUGAUAAAAUUUAAAUCAACCUCAUACAUCCGGCAAAUGUUAAAAACAUACGUGUCAACAAUUGACAGCUGUGCCUUUUCGCAUGCGUAUCGUUUUGGAAAAUGUUUUAAGACCGAUGCAAAAUCACGACAUUAGUACUAUUUCGUUAUUUUUAAGUGAUAUAAUUACUGUGUAGUUUAAUUAAUUCCGGAGACUAUCGACUGCCGAUAAGAUUACCACGAGUUAACACGUUUACUAACAAUCGCAGUUAGCAAAAGUAAAUGUGGCACCGUUUUGAAGCGUUCAAUGUCUAAGUGAAGAUAACCCGUUUUUUACAGUUAUGUUUCCGACAUGUCUGACAAAGGAAAUCGAGAAGAAAGCCGAAAGGGAGCUGGGAGAAACCGCCGAAGUUAGGGAUUUGGAACUGAAACAGAUUAGGGAGUGGAUCACUCAGCAACCCUUUCUAAGCCAAACGCCAGGUGAUCUGUUACUUUUGAACUAUUUACGGGGAUGCAGGUUCGACCAAGCUAAAGCCCGGGAGAAACUAUCGCACUAUUUCACCAGAAGGGCGCAUGUGAGGGAUAUUUAUCUGAGCAGAGAUCCGGAGAAAGCAGAACUCGAUGAUGUCCUAUCGAGGGGAAUUAUUUCGCUCGCGAUGUCCGAGGACACAGAAAUGAUUAUACUGCGAUGGGAACACUGUGACGUAAAGAAGGUGCCUUUGUUAAACGUGCUGAAAUUGGGAUUUAUGCUUUUUGACGUAUUUGUUCACGAAAGUCCCACCUUUAUGGCGGUGGGGCACACCGUACUUAUAGACUGCCAAAAUCUACCCUUCGGGUACAUCAAGCAAUUCAGCCCCUCUCUACUUAAGGAAUUAGAGUAUAUUAUGUUUAAAGCCUAUCCUACAAGGAUUAAAGGAGUGCACAUUGUUAAUCCAGGCACGGUUAUGGGAAUCAUGGUUAGCAUGUUUAAGCCAUUUCUACCAGAAAAUAUUAAAUCACGGAUCAAAAUCUAUACAAACGGCGGCACGGGUGAUAUUUUAAAGCACAUCCCUUCGCACGUGCUACCCCAAGAGUACGGAGGAAGAGGGGAAUCGAUUGACACUCUAAAGGAACAAGGAAAAUACUGAAGGACAGACGAGCGUGGUUUGUUAAUGAAGACAACAGGAUCAUUAUUGACCAGGCUCUCAAAGGUAGAGACGUUUACGUGUAGAUUCAGUGAUCACCAAAUGAUUUCGUCAUGUAACACUUCAUCCAGUGUGGUUGCGUACAUAUUUGAUUAGACCAAGCCAAGUAGUUGUUAUCAUACGAUAUUGAUUCGGUGACACAUUUUGUUUUUGUUCGAAUAAAGGUCACUAGCGUGUUA